Messenger RNA from Vicugna pacos (alpaca), 3748 nucleotides. The record is from RefSeq and is a predicted model, not a curated record. Lineage: Eukaryota; Metazoa; Chordata; Mammalia; Artiodactyla; Camelidae.
UACAUGCACCCCAACAAACAAAAAAACCAAAAUAAAUGAGCAAACCAAAUCAAACCAACGCAAACAUGUAGAUACAGUGAACAGAGUAGCUGUUACCAGAUGGGAAGCUGGGACAGGGGCAGGUAACUGGGUAAAGGGGGUCAACUGUACAGUGACAGAUGGAAACCAAACUUUUGGAGGUGAGCAUGCUAUAGUGUGUACAGAGUUGACAUAUAAUGUUGCACACAUGAAGCUUACAUCAUAUUAUAAACCAAUGGUACCUUAAUUAAUAGUAAAUAAAUAAAUUAAAAAAUUUCUUUUUAGAAAGAAAGGCCAUUUCAGGUAAUUGAGAACUUCUGGGGAGAUUCCCUUGGAAAGGACAAGGUGGAGUUUCUUGUUGCCCUUAAAACCACCUGUGUUUAAAAGCAGAGCCCGAAGCAAGCUCAGUGAGAGGACGAGGGCGGUGGAGAGGUCUCUGAGCUCCAACGGUUAGGAACAACUUAAGGAUUUUGGACCAGGGAAGAAAUGAGUGAAAACAUGGACAGAGGUUCUAGCCAGCCAGCUGAGGCCCAUAUGAGUACCCAGAGUAGGAGUAACCCAUCAGACAUCCCCCACAUGUCUGACGGCCAGGUGUGGGACCAGGCCUUCAGGAACCAUAGCAUCCACACCUGGCUGAUGGAGAUGGUGCUAUCCUUGCAGCAGACCGUGGCGGAUCACAUCACACAGCUGGCGACCAGGCACCAGCAGCAGGACCUGGUGCCAGAGGAGCAGAGGCACAAUCAGCCCAUCUGGGGGCAGGAAGCCCUCCUGGGUCGCUUAAUGUUCCAGAUGGUCAACUACCUACAGUUUGGGGCCACCGGAGGCCAGAAAUUCCAACCACCUUGUCAUUCUGAGGACUCUAAGGGUGAUGUCAGAAGUAGGGAACAGGCCCAAGUAUCCAAGCAGAUUUACAAGAUAUUUUACCAACUGACUAAUUUUGAAGAUACAUCUAUCAACUAUGUCCUGUCCAACCGUGGGAUUGAAACCUCUGCUUUAUACCACGCCAGCUUCCAGGACUACAACACCUACCAAGGAAACAAAUACCAUGAGGACAAGAACACUUUGGGCUUCAUCAACCUUGGUACCAGUGAGAACAAGCUCUGUACUGAUCUGCUGACUGAAAGGUUGAGUCGGAGUGACAUGAACUACAUUGAUGAUGACCUUCUGCAAUAUUCUGAUUGGAGAGGGCAGCCAUUCCUGCGGGAAGAAGUGGCCCAGUUCCUGACCUACUACUGUAAGGCACCGGCCCCCCUUGAUCCGGAAAAUGUGGUUGUUCUAAACGGAUGCUCCUCUGUCUUCUCCGCACUGGCCAUGGUUCUGUGUGAUCCAGGUGAGGCUUUUCUGGUCCCCACUCCCACCUAUAGUGGCUUCGUCUUUAGUACCCACCUGUAUGCGAAGGUUGAUCUAGUUCCUGUCAACCUGGAGAGUCAGGUCAGUGAUGCAAACACACAUCCAUUCCAGCUCACCGUGGACAAGCUGGAGCAAGCCCUGUUCAAUGCUAAGCUUGAGGGGAAAAAGGUCCGAGGCCUCGUGCUAAUCAACCCUCAGAAUCCUCUGGGACACAUCUACUCCCAAGACUCACUGAUGGAAUAUCUGGAAUUUGCCAAGAAGUACAGCCUACACGUGAUUAUAGAUGAGAUUUACAUGCUGUCUGUGUUUGAUGAGUCCGUCACAUUCCGUAGUGUUCUGAGCAUGGAGAGCUUGCCUGACCCCAACAAGACCCAUAUGAUCUGGGGUACCAGUAAGGAUUUCGGCAUCUCUGGCUUCCGCUUUGGCACUCUGUACACCCAUAACAAGGAGGUGGCCUUGGCCAUGAGCUCUUUCGGCUACCUUCAUGGCAUCUCUGGCAUCACCCAGUACAAGCUGCAUCGGCUGCUCCAGGACAGAGAAUGGAUUGACAAUGUGUACCUGCCCACUAACCGCUCCCGGCUGCAGGAGGCUCACAAGUUCAUCACUAAUGAACUGAAGUCAUCGAAGAUCCCUUUUCUCAGUCAUGGCUCUGGCCUCUAUAUCUGGAUCAACUUGAGAAAGUACCUGGACCCAUGCACAUUUGAGGAAGAGUUGCUCCUCCAUCGCCGCUUCCUGGACAAAAAGCUGAUACUGUCCUGUGGCAAGACCUUUAUGUGUAAGGAGCCUGGCUGGUUCCGCCUCGUCUUUGCAGCUACACCUCUCCUGCUAAAACAUGGUUUGCAGCGUACCAACAAAUCCUGAUUCCUCAAGAUUUAUUACACCAGACAAGUUUCUUUAGAAAUCGACUUGACUACUAGACACAGAAAGGGAAUUCACUGGAUGCGUGAGGGAGCACAUGGGAGCAGAAGAGAAGGGGAAGAUAGGAACCAGAGAUGCUCUUGGGAUCUCUGUUAUGGGAGCUCACAGACAGUCUCAUGGGCAUUGUCCUGGGAGGAAGAGAGGAUACCUUCCAUGGAAGGGACAGGCCAUUUCUCUCUUCUGUUCCACUCAAGAUUCAAGUGGCUGAUUGGGGAAAAGUGAAUAUUUUCCUAUCCAGGAACACAGAAUCUCCCUGCAUUUACUUAGGUCUUUAGUAUCUCUCAGCAAGGUCUUGUAGCUUUCAGUGUACAGGUCUUAGACACAUCUUAUAAAUUUAUCACUAUAUUAUGCCUCGCAUGUUAUUUUAUUUUAUUUUUGGAAAAUGGAAUUUAAAACAUUUUAAUAAGUUUAUAAUAGUAAAGGAAAUACAUACUCAUAAUAGCAAAUUUAGGAAAUAAAGCAAAGCAAUAAAAUUAAAAUUAGUUAUGAUCCUACUGCUAGCAGGUAUAUUGUUACAAUGUUGUUAUAGUGUUAAUGUUUUAAUUUAUGUACCUGUAUUUUGUGUUACAUAGCAUAUUGCACAUUCAAAUUUGUAUCUCUUUUCACAUAACUUAAUACAUGAACACUUCCCAAUGACAUUAAAUAUUUUUGAAGUCAUGAAUUAUGAUGAGCACAUAAUAGUCCAUUACAUGGAUAUUGUAAUGUUAUUUUAUGUUAUGCCUUUCAUGUUAUUUUAAAUGAAUAGAUUAUUAAUUUCCUUUAAGUUUGUUGUGGCUGAUGUAUUUGUAUCUUUUAUCUGUCAAGAACUUUAAAGGCUCAAGGUUCUACCCUACCUGCAAAAUAACAGGUUUCAUGGAUGCUGGCGGAAGGCAUGCAAAUGCUAGGUCAGAGACAAAGGCCAGUUUAUUACUCACAGCAAUAGCAAUAAAUCAGUAUGAGCUUUUGGUUCCCCAAAUCCUGAUUCCUAUAAGGCGGAGUGAAGAGGACAAAGUGAGGCCUGCACAUCCAAUAGAGUGUGUUGCAGAGAGGACACCCAAGCUUAAGGAACCCAAUUCCUUUAAAAUGAGCAGUAAACCUGCCUGAACUUUGGCCCUAAGGGAAACAUUAUCUUUACUAUGCUGAGUAGUAAACAAACCUACCGUUUGCUCUGGAGACAAACACUAUCGGUGUCAUCCAGGGUUGAUCACAGUACAUCUAUGUAUAUAUACACACAUGUACACACAUACUUAUAUAUAUAUAUACACAUGUGUAUAAUCCUGUAUAGUUCAGAACAAAGGCAGUCGGGGUCCCUGCUUCCAGGGCAGGCAGAAACAUGAAAGACCCAGGAAGAAUCAUCUCCUGGUAGUAUCUUGUGACCUUGCUAAAUUCACUUAUUAGUCCUACUAGUUUUGGGGAGAUUUCAUUGAAUUUUCAGUGUACACAACCAUGUUACCUGUGAAUGAAGAUGAUUUUCCUUCUUUCU